AUGAGCCAUCACCUAGGCACAAUUCAUUCCGUCAGGUUCUCCCCUAAUGGUCGAUACCUUGCUUCCGGUGCCGACGACAAGAUAAUAUGCGUCUACUACCUGGACAAAGGUCCCCCGACGACAACUUUUGGGUCGAAUGAGCCGCCUCCGGUCGAAAACUGGAAAACGCAUAAGCGACUAAUCGGACACGAAAAUGACGUGCAAGAUCUUGCCUGGUCCUACGACUCUUCGAUCCUCGUUUCGGUUGGACUCGAUUCCAAAAUCGUUGUCUGGUCUGGCCACACCUUCGAGAAGCUGAAGACGAUCCUCUCGCACCAGAGCCAUGUUAAAGGCAUCACAUUCGAUCCGGCAAAUAAGUACUUCGCGACGACGAGUGACGACCGAACCCUAAAGAUCUUCCGGUUUACCCCUCCUGCGCCGAAUGCGACUCAGCACGACAUGGUGAACAAUUUCGUGCUAGAAACAACCAUAAACGUCCCGUUUAAAAGCUCGCCCCUAACAACAUACUUCCGAAGAUGCUCAUGGUCCCCCGAUGGAAAUCACGUCGCCGCCUCCAACGCGGUUAACGGCCCGGUCAGCUCUGUCGCCAUCAUCGAACGCACAAGAUGGGAUAGCGAGAUCAACCUCAUCGGCCACGAGGCGCCAACAGAAGUCUGCCUCUUCUCGCCGCGCCUUUUCCACACUCAAAACCCGGCGGACUCUGAUGGACAAGGAGGCGCUCUUGUCACGGUUAUCGCAUCUGCCGGCCAGGAUAAGACUCUCUGUAUCUGGAACACCAACACCUCGCGGCCUGUAGUCAUUUUCCAGGAUAUCACGGCAAAGUCCGUGGCCGACCUCGCCUGGGCUCCCGAUGGCCAAACUAUCUUUGCGGUGAGUCUCGAUGGUAGCAUCAUUGCCGCGAAGUUUGCGCCGGGCGAGCUUGGCUGGCCAGCCACCGUGGAAGAAAAUGACAAGGCUCUGCAAAAGUAUGGUGGCUCGCGUAAAGGCAUGGGUAUCGCGGAGGACGUCGACGGCCUGAAAUUAGAAGGGCACAGCAAGGCGGGAGAAUCGCGGGCUGCUGAAUCCCGUAUGGGUGCCCUGAUGGGCGAUCUCCAACCAGCCGCGAAUGACCAGUCGGCCAAAACUAAUGGGACGAAAUCAACCUCAAGUAAAGCGACUCCCGUAACGAAUGGCCAAUCAGAAACGGACAAAGAAAAGGAAAAGGAGAAGGAGAAGGAGAAGGAGAAGACGGAAAAGGAGACAGAGAAGGACAAAGAGAAAGCAGCCGAGGAGACGGCAGCAGAUAAGACGGCGGAACGAGUCAAAGAACUCAAGUCGAGGGUGACGAUUGGAAAGGACGGCAAAAAGAGAGUUGCGCCCUUGUUGGUCUCUUCCUCCGGAACGGGGAACAAGCGCAAGGGCUCCCCAGUUGAGUCAGACGACGCUGAUGAGCAGGUCGUCAAGAAGCCCGCGGCCGGCCCAGUGCCAAUUCUUGCGGAUGGCGCUGAUGGGGUUGAGCCGGCAGCUCUGACGGCGGCCAACUCAGGGCUCAUCCCAACGCCAGAGUAUCUCCGGCCCGCGGUUCUCAAUCCAUCAAUCGCCUUCUCAAAACUGAGACUUGGUGUCCCAAAUGUUCGCACCCACAUCUUACGACCGCUCGAAAAGGGAGUUCUUCUCUCGGAAAGCACCUUGGAAGAAGCGUCCAAAAUUCCCGAGAAUAUCAUCUUUGAAGCGCGCAACCCAGCCCUCGUCAAAGAUCCGGCAAGGAUCUCGGCUUCGAAGCGGGGAUCUUUAAUUUGGCAAGACUUUCUCCCGCGAGCCGUACUUCUCAUCACUGGAAAUCGAAACUUUUGGGCUGCGGCCUGCGAGGACGGGAGCUUGUUCAUCUGGACGCCGGCAGGCAGAAGGCUUUUGGUGCUAUCAUCGUUGAAUCGCAACCGGUUAUCCUCGAAUGCCGCGACCACUGGCUCUUAUGUGUCACCGCUAUCGGACUUUGCCAUGUAUGGGAUAUUCGAACCCAAUCGACCGGGCAUCACGGCAGCAACCCUGAACUCGACUGGCCAUGUCGUUGUAACACUAACAAACGGCGACGGAUAUUUUUACGCGAGAGACAUGUACACUUGGCAGCGCUUGAGCGAGGCUUGGUGGGCUGUUGGAUCUCAAUACUGGAACAGCACCGACUCAUCCAUUAGCGCUCUUCAAUCUACCGCAGUAGGCCCCAUUACGCCAAAGCCCAAAGAUGGCAGCACGGCCAAUGCAUCGGCCGGGAUCCUCCCGUUCCUCGAGAGACAUACCACGAACGAAUUCUUACUUCGCGGCCGUGCAUACAACUUGCAACGCAUCGUCAAGAUGGUCCUCGCUAAGGAUGGCUACGAGGGGUUCGAGUCCAGCGUCAGUAUAGCGCAUCUCGAGAACAGGAUCGCCGGAGCCCUCCAGCUCGGCGCGCAGGAUGAGUUCCGGCUCUAUCUCUUCAUGUACGCCAAGAGAAUCGGAGCUGAAGGGUUAAGAGAAAAGGUAGAGGAGCUUCUCAACUCGCUUCUAGGCGGUGUGCUCCGGGAGAAGGCUCCAAGAGGCGGCGCCAAGGAGGACGGCAAGGGCUGGUUCAGCGCAGAGGGCGAUAUCUGUGGCUGGGACCGAAAAGAGCUCCUCAAGGGGGUCGUCAUGAUUCUUGGCAAAUUCCGAGAGCUACAGAGACUUACGGUGCAGUAUGCCCGCGCCCUAGACAUCACAUUAGAGGAAGAUGAUGAGAUGUCGGUGGAUGGCGAAUCCUAG
This is a messenger RNA of Parascedosporium putredinis, 2751 nucleotides long. NCBI's taxonomy places the organism in Eukaryota, Fungi, Ascomycota, Sordariomycetes, Microascales, Microascaceae. The record is from the annotation of a GenBank genome assembly.